UAUUUUUUGUUAGUUUGGACAGUGAUUCUGAGAUGAAUGAUGCGUGCUCGAUUUCUUCGGUCUGAAUCGGUGAUCAGCUCGUCUGUCCUGACUUCUGUCAGCACGUGUGAUUCUAGCAGCAGCAUUUUUGGAUACUGUGUGUUUUGAACUAUGGAAUUGCUGGAGUCCCGGAUCCCACCAAAGGAAAGCGCUCUUUUGGGAGUUGAGUCUUCAGAUAGUACGAAAGCAGAGGCCUUCACCAAAGCGUUCCUGAAAAAUAGCCUUUCCCAAAUGAAAGAUGCAGCCAUUGAGGAGAUGAUGUUGCACAAGGCGGUAGUACUGGAAUAUAAGAGACCGAAAAAGAAGGGAAAGAAAAGGAAGGCCAAGGGACUGAAUGCCAAAGAAAGAAGACGGCUAAAAUUAUUCCAGCUCAAACCUGAACAUCAAAAAUAUGAACUCUUCUUGCCUCUGCAUGAGCUAUGGAAACAGUACAUUGAGGACCUAUGCAAUGGAUUGAAACCAGGAAGCAACCCACAGAUGAUCCAGCAGAAGCUCGUGAAAGCUGAUUUCCAUGGUGCAAUCUUAACAGUUGUCAGAUCAAAAUGCCCCUCGUAUGUGGGUCUCACUGGCAUCUUGGUACAGGAAAUGAAGCACAUCUUCAAAAUCAUCACAAAAGAGGACAAACUAAAAGUAAUACCGAAGAGGAAAAGUGUGUUCAGUGUGGAAAUUGGUGAUUUUGUAACUCACAUCUAUGGCAGUACAUUUGAACUGCGCUCCAGUGAGCGGUCAGCAAAGAAAUUCAAAGUAAAAGGAACUAUUGACUUGUAAUGGAAAGUCUUAAACGUUGUCUCAUUUUUAACUGUGGGCUGGUACUGGAGCCUGGGAGACUAUCAGGAGCAGACGCUCAAUCAUUAUGGAUAUGGGGGGGAUAGGAGGAAUAAACCUUGACCUUGUUUUCUCUCUCUCUUCUCUCUUUAAACGAUCCCUGGUACCUGCCACUUCCUUAUAUUAUACAAAACUCUUUGGCUAUGACCUCAUUUAGUCAACAAGGGUAGUCAGCACUGCAAAUGCACUAAAAAUGAAAAAGAAACUAAUAAUUCAUUAGUACCAAAUCCCAUUACUUCAGUAUGACAAUAGAUCCACAAGUAUGUUUAUAUUGCACAAUUAUUUCCCAUGGUGGGAGGCAUUUAAGUAGGUUCUAAAAUGUUAAAGUUGUAUAAAAUAAGCAAAGUAUUGUUAGAUGCAGUAUCUUCAGUGUACUUGAAUGAGCACAGGAUCACAGGAGUUCAAAGUGUACACUGAGUUAGUGUGAUUUUGAAGUUGUGGUUCUGUUUCAGUGGUCUAUAUGUCGUAAUCUUUGCCUGCUUACAAAACAAGGAACUUAUUUUUUCCCUCUGUGAACCUAGACCUGAUUCUUGGAGACUUGGUCAUGUUUUUUUUCCUUCAAGUGACUCAUCAAUGCCUCUUCUGGUAAUGCCAGGGAGACUCCACAUUCCUAGACUCGGAACAGGUUUUGCAAUUAAAGGGAUAGUUCAUCCAAAAAUGAAAAUGUUGUCAUUUACUCACCCUCAAGUUGUUUUAAACCUGUAUGAGUUUCUUCUGCUGAAGACAAAAGAAGAUAUUUUGAAGAAUGUGGGUGACCAAACCAUUCAUUGUCCCCAUUGAGUUCCAUAGUAUAUUAUGGCGGUCAAUGGGGACCAGAAACUGGUUACCGACAUUCUUCAAAAUAUCAUCUUUUGCGUUCAGACGAAAAAGAACUUCAUACAGGUUUAGAGGGUGAGUAAAUGGUGAGAUUUUUUUUCUAGUUUUGGGUGAACUAUCCCUUUAAGUACGUACGAGUUUGUUACUAACUAUAUUAGCUUAGAAAAAUUAUUUUGCAUUCAGUGCUGAGAGCAUAGUACAGAUUUUGGCAGCAGUGUCUGAAUUAAAGGAAGCUGAAAACAUCAACUG
This is a messenger RNA of Megalobrama amblycephala (Wuchang bream), 1929 nucleotides long. It is a transcript of the gene pop4, whose product is annotated as POP4 homolog, ribonuclease P/MRP subunit. The transcript is spliced from 7 exons. Gene Ontology annotation, biological process: tRNA 5'-leader removal; rRNA processing. Gene Ontology annotation, cellular component: ribonuclease P complex; ribonuclease MRP complex. Gene Ontology annotation, molecular function: ribonuclease P RNA binding. Lineage: Eukaryota; Metazoa; Chordata; Actinopteri; Cypriniformes; Xenocyprididae. The record is from RefSeq and is a predicted model, not a curated record. The coding region runs from base 151 to 807 and encodes 218 amino acids.